ACAUGUCAGGGAGUCUUGAACGUACCUCUGGCGCGCGUUCUUCAAAUGCCUCAAUGGGGAAAAAGAGAAGGUUAAGGUUGACGUUAAAGCCCUAGUAUGUUUUAAAAAAUUAACCCAGAAUCUAACGACAGACAUUCAUUUUCGUGUCAGUAGUUUUGUUCAAUAAUAACACGUCAAUGAUUUCGAUAUGGGGAGGUGAGUUUGGCCAUAAAAUUUGGAGGACCCAGGCCAAGAAGAUGAGAAGAAAACGUAUUCGUCAAAAGCUGGCUCAAGAACGAGAUGAAGCCAUCAAGAAAGAGCUGGAGAUUAAAAACAAAUGUCCAAGAUACCAAGCAUGGUUAUCGGAACAGAGGGCCUUGGAAAUUUUUGCUGAGGAAGAAGAAGCUCGACUUGCAGCAGAGCGACAUGCAGCUUGGGUUGAAGAGGAAGAGCGUGCUCAGAAAGCAUGGAAAGAACGACAAGACCGCCUUGCUGUGGCACGUGCAGAGAGAGCCAAACAGGAGUUACGUAUUAAAGAAGAGUGGGAAGAAGAACAGCGUAAAAUAAAAGCUGCGGCGGAGGAGCAGGAAAAAAUAGCAGAGAAGAAGAAACAGCAACAGGAAAAAUUAAUGAGACAGAUUGAAAACUUCAUAAACAAGGGUUGUGACAUGCCUCCUGAAGUAAAUGUGGCAUCUAUGACAAAUCCUGAUAAGCCAGCAUGUCCAUUUUUUUCAAAGACUGGCGCUUGCAGGUUUGCUGACCGAUGUUCAAGGAAUCACACAAGGCCUGCCAUUAGCAGAGUAUUGCUUGUGCCUAAUUUUUAUGAUCACAUCGGGCUACGCCAAAUGAACCCGGAUGAAUUGGAGGCUGCAGAUGAUUGGUUGGAAUAUGAAGAUUCAGAAACUUAUCAUCACUUUCUAGAUUUUUAUGAGGAUGUCCUGCCAGAGUGGGAGCGAGUUGGGCAAAUUUCACAGUUUAAAGUCUGUUGUAAUUUUGAACCUCAUCUUCGGGGAAAUGUUUACAUAGAAUAUGAUAGUGCUCAAGAUGCAGUAAAAGCUUUUAAAAUGUUCCAUGGACGUUUUUAUGGUGGAAAACAAAUAAAUGUUGAGUUUGUAACUAUUGAUAGCUGGAAGGCUGCAAUAUGUGGUCAGUUUCACAAAAACUGUUGUCCUAAAGGAAGGGCUUGUAACUUCCUUCACGUCUUUCGUAAUCCAAGGAAUGCAUUUUAUGCUGCUGAUCGUGAUCAACAAGAGUGGCGCCGCUCACUUAAUAAUGUUCAUAAAUCUUCCCCACGAAGAGGUCAGGCAAGGUCUUGGUCUGGUAGUCCAGAAAACAGUCGGGGAGAUUGGCGAUGGUCAGCCUCACCUUCUCCACCAUCAGAGGAGCAGAAACCUGAUAGUAAGCGGUCUCAUCACAGUGGGAAGAAUAGUUCCCAUAGGAUUCGGACUAAAAGGAGGAGAGAGGGCAGCAGUGAAAGCCAUGGAAGGUCCCGAGCCAAAGUGAAAAGAUAUGAUAGAAACAGUGGAAGGCAUAGCCCCAGGAGAAAUUAUACUGAAUCCUCAAUACAUGAAGUGGCUUCAAGGAGGGACUCUAGCUCAAGCAUUAGCUUAUCAAAAUCAUCAGAUUCAAAACUCAGUGAACAAAGGGUUGAUGGUUGUGUAAAUGAGGAAGCAAACUGUGAUAAAAGUAAUCAGAGUGUAGCAGACAGCAAGCACAUUAGCUAUGAAACAGAAAGUGAUCAGGACAGCAAUCCUAAGUCAAGAACCAAAGUUAAAAAGGCCAAGAAGAAGAAGGAUUCUCACAGAAAAGAAAAACGAAGGAAAAAAAGGCAUUACAGAUCAGGCUCAGAAUCAUCAGAUUGAAAAAUGUCAUUUUAUUUUGAUCAUUAAUUGAAAAACAAAUUUCUGUUCAGCUAUUAUUUUUAUUUAAAAAAUUGAAGUAUAAAACAUUUAUAAAUUGGA
Messenger RNA from Frankliniella occidentalis (western flower thrips), 1940 nucleotides. RefSeq names its product U2 small nuclear ribonucleoprotein auxiliary factor 35 kDa subunit-related protein 1. Gene Ontology annotation, biological process: mRNA splicing, via spliceosome. Gene Ontology annotation, molecular function: metal ion binding; pre-mRNA 3'-splice site binding. The transcript has 10 exons. Gene Ontology annotation, cellular component: spliceosomal complex; U2AF complex. Lineage: Eukaryota; Metazoa; Arthropoda; Insecta; Thysanoptera; Thripidae. The record is from RefSeq and is a predicted model, not a curated record. Bases 177 to 1841 code for a protein of 554 amino acids.